AUGUCUACGGCUUUCGACGACUUCGGCCACGAUGGGGAGGAGGAGGCUGCGGCGAGAGUCGCGGGCACGCGCCCUUUCGACGACGAUGGGUACCUAGGGUACGAUCCCCGUCUCCCCUCCCAGAGGUACGAGAGCUAUGGUGGCUUCGCCGCAGAUGAGGAUGCUAAGGGUACUUUCGGGGAAAUUCCUGUGGAUGAACCCCCUUUGGGUUUCCCCGCGGACGGCGGUAGCUUUGCCCAUGAUGAGGUUCCAAUCCCCGUUCUUCAUGUUUCCGGGGAUAGCAUUCCUCCCUCCCCAGAGAACUACGGGUUCCGCACGGAUCAGCAUCCAGACUUCGUCUCCUCGCCUUCCCCGUUCUCGAUACCUGAGUCCAACGGGAAGGCGUAUGGGGAGGUGGAUGACGACGGAAUCUUCGCCUCAGAUGGCUCAGUGCUACCGCCUCUGAACGAGAUGCCGCCUGAGGAGGGAUUUCUCAUCCGUGAGUGGCGCCGGUGAGGAUAUUGCAUUUUUUUCUGGAUCACUUGCCCCAGAUCUGAUCGGUCGAUGCUAGGAUUACUUCGGAUUUUUUUGGGUUCUGCUGAUACGUUCGGGUCCAAACAAUCGCUUCCGUUGAUUCUUUUUUGUUGAUAUCUUGUCGUGUUGAUCAGAUCUAUGCUCUUCUAAUUUUAAUUAACGAUGAGAGAUCAUGUAUUUUGACUACGGUUCUUGUGGACAGUUUUUCGAUUCUUUUGUAAAUGUUGUUCCCUCAUGAUGUAUUUUUGUUACCACUUUAAUUCGACAAGUUCUGAAUGAUUGGUUUGCUUACCGUUAGUUUUUCAUGGUGUUAAUAUUUUUUUUUCGUUUAUACUCUUGAGGUUUAAAUGGUUGACCAAACUUGUUCAUUAGAGGAAAAAAACGAACUUUUCAUUUCCUAAGACGCUCAAAACUCCUAAUCUUGGAUGCAAAAUUGUAGUAUAUUUGAAUACUUCUUAUUCUUAAGUGAUUUUGAUGCUAAUGUUGCAGUUUUCCAGUUGCAUGUUCAUGAUAAUGUAGCAAGUUUAGCUUUAUGCGCUCACAAUUUCUGUGAAUCCACACUGCAGUUUUUUUUCUUUCCUUGAUGUCUGAGAUGACAUCACGCUUGUGAGGUGAGUUUAAAUAGAGCUUUCUUGUGUUUUUAAUCACCGAACACCUUUCCGCCCCAAUCUCUGAACCGAAUAUGAUUAUGCCGAUUUACACUUUCUUUAACAGAAAGGUUUUCAGUUUUGGAUAAGACAAGAAAACUGAUAAGCUAUGGAGUUUAGUGUUUUUUUUCAUGUUUAUGGAGUGAUAAGCUUGAUUUUGUGUGAAUGGCGAGGUAUUAAAAAAAUGUCCCUUUAUCAUGCGGGAUGGCAUGGAAAUGGGGGAGAAAGGGUGGAUGAAGAGGUUAAUGGAGAGAGGGAAGGUGUUCUAAGGCUUUCCUAAGGCGAGAGGUAGAUGAAAAAAGGGAAGCAACAGAAGGUAAUGCAGCAGCCGUCUUAUGACGUCAGAUUCGUAUCUUGUAGUUGGGAGUUGGGAAACAAGGAGGUUGCCACAGGAAGGCUUUAACGUCGCCACCCGCAGUUGAGUGAAGGAAAGCAGUGACCUGAGAGUCAGAACUAAUCUCUCUCUGUUUCUCUGCGUAUAACCAAAUCAGAAACGAAACCAAGUCUGGUAUUUUAUUGUCUGCGUCUCCCACAUCUUGCCCUUGUUCAUGAAUUUUUCUUGUUCCUAUCUAGAUCGGUUCAAUCAAAUUUACUUUAGCGAUUUAACUGAAGUUUCACUAGGGGACUCAAUCUCUCCUUGGAAUAAAUGAAUAAAAGAUGGAAUCGAUUUGAGUUUACUGAUUCUGUGAGAGGUGAGACGUUAAUCUACGAUACCCCAGUACAGAAGAACUUGCCGACAACACUCUUUAUUCGUGACCCUCUCAAUAGAAAAAUGCUUACUUUGCAAAUUCCACCUGGAAACUGAAUAUUGUCCUUGCCUCCGCCAUUUAAAGUGUUCCCAUCACAUAUGCAAAGUUAAACCUCGAUUUUCUAAUUGAAUGGUCCAUAUUUUACGACGGUUUUAUGAAGUUAAUGGGCACCAAUGUUUCCUUUCUGUUGUUUGCCAAAUCACAACGAUCUUGUAAGCAUUUCCAAUACAUUGUUGACAUAAGAUUUUAGUAACUCUUUGAGUGAAUUUUUUGCCUUUAUAACAUUUGAACUUGGCAGCAAUACACAAUCCCAUGAGUAUGAUUGAUAUUUUUUUUCAAGUAACAACUGACUGUUUGCGGAAAUUACCCAUCUGAAUUUCUUUCACCUCCAUUAUGGUUAUCAGCCAUAAAGAUUUAAAAACUCCUGAAUAUUCCUAGUGGAAUUACUGUCAGUAGUAAGUCGAGGUAGAAUAAUAUUUUUAUGUCAGCUGUUAACAUUCAAAUGAGUAAAGAGUUGGAAACAUUUUUGUCACUUCCUUGCAGCAUUUUGAAUUUGAUCAUUAUAUACAUCCAUGUGUUACUGAUUUGGAUGUGACAUACUAUCUUUUAUUUAUUCCUGAGAAAAUUCCCGUCCCUUUUUAGCGUAUUAUGAAUAUUUAUGAAACGAUGGCUUAGGAUAAUGAGUGUCAUCUUAUGGUUUUAAUGAGAUAUGUACUACAUAUUUAUAGCGUAUGAAUAGGAAAAAAGUCGAAAUGUUUUCCGAUGAACCUAUAUACAAUAUGGUCAUUUAUUUUGGCAUAUUGAGUAAUAUGAACAUUCUUGUGAUUCAGGUUUGAUCUAUGCAGAUAUUGUAAACUUCAUACAUUGGCUUAGUGGACUAAUUAUUCUAGUCUGAUGCAUUUGAUAAAGUGUUGAAAGCAUGCAGAAGUUAUAUCUUUGAGUCUAUUGGUCCGUUCAGAGUUAAUCUAACGUAAUAACAUGCAGCGUUUGCUGACUAUAUUAGUCUUGUUACUUGGUUUAUAUUUUGCAUGAAUUAUACAUUCAUGAUAUAACGUUUCUAUUGUGUAUAUAAAUACUGGGUAGAAUUACUUAGAGAAAAUUCAUAUUAGUCUCUUGUCAGCCAGUCCUAUGAUCUUGCCAGGGACAAGGGUGUAAGUAUUGUUAUAAUCUCUCAUUGGCCUUUAAGGACUACGCUUGGCAUAGUAAGAAGCACGUGACAGCUCAAGCGGAUGUGGUUCCGGCCAGUAACAAUAUUUGUUUGAAUGGAUGUUAUUAUUUGUAAAUUUAAGUGUUUAGUAGAUUAAGUGACUUUACUUUUUGAACCUGGAAAGCAUGGACGAUUUGUCAAAGCCUAGUGAACCACUUGAUUAUAAGUUUGUGAACUCCAUAUUUGUGAAACAUCCAUUGUCACAUUACUACGAUAUUUGGAGGAAAAAUUAAAUAAGAUAUUAAUCCUCCAUUCUGUGUUAUAGUUUGACCUUGAGCACCGAAAUAGAGCGAAGGUCGUGUCAAGAAUGGUAUCCGAAGGAGAAUAAGAAGGGAAUGCUGAAUAUAUGAUCAUGGUUUUGGCCCAUGAGUGUAUCAAUAGAUUUUUCCUGGUAGGCUUGUGGGUGGGCUUCGUGUAGUAAAUUUGAACUUUUUUUUUCUUAUAUUAAGAUUCAAUCAGGAAAUGGUGAACGUUGAAAAAGAGAUUCUUUGGAGAAGAUUUGAAAGUUCGUGUUCAGGUUGUCCAUGGAUUGUUCAGAGUUAGAGGUUGAUCCGAGUAUUGCUUUCCAAGGGCAAGGGUUUACGUAGAAAGAUCCUCAUUUAUCCCUGCACAAGAUGUCAGGCUAAGUUUUUUAUAUCUAACUUAUCUGAACUUUUUGUAUAUCCAAACUUUGAUGGACAGACAUCUUUUUUUAGUUCUUACUUUCCUGUGAUCAUAUAUGAUUGGCCUGAUUCCUGAUCCAUUGCAAAAUACUUCACAAACCACGAUUGUCUAGCUCAAAGAUUGAAGGUAGGACUUAUGUGUAUGAUUGUGACAGAAUUGGUCCUGGAUUCAUCAAAUUACCGCCCAUUGUUACUUAGGAUAAGCACUAAUUAUCCGGAGCUAACUUAGAACGUCAGUUAUUACUCUGAUUUCUGAAGACUUCGACUAAUUAACUCUGAUACCUGGGAUAAGCACUAAUUAACUUAGAAUGUCAGUCAAUCUAAUCUGGCCUUGAGGUUAUGCAAUUAUAAGUUAUGGAGAGUAACUCUUUAGAUUUGUCAUUGUCCAUAUGCCUUUAUAGAUGGGAGAGUAAAUCACUCACUGGCUUUCAAUUGCCCGAUUCGUUUGGCCUGAUUUACUCGCUUAACCUUAGUGACACCAAGGCUACUACAAAAUCACCAUAAGAACAGAUUGAAGUUUAUUUCCUGAUGCAAGCAAUUCACUCAAAAUUUGGGACAAGACUUCCUUUCGUGGUUUUAAGGUUUUUUUUUUUAUUAUUCACUCAAACUUAUUUCACGGCUGUAGGAUCUAGUGCUCAUACAUAUCCCAGAUACCUAGUUCAUAUGCCUCCUUGUCUGAGAAAGAUCGAUCAUUAGCCAUGGAGAAUGGCGUCAUCGUGGGGUCAACGCAUGUGGACUCUCCUCUCUCUUGCUUCCUCUACCCUCUCCUUCCUUUCCCCUCUGGUGGGCGUGUGGUGCAGCGCUGAUGAGAUCUCCGCUCCUCCAUCCUCUCCUCGAUUCCCGCUCUCUCCCUCAUACAAAUGAGUUCAGAUUAAUAUGAUCUUACUCCUUUUUCUUUUCUCUCUCCCUUCCGUUAUUCUUGUCUCAAUGUGGCAUCGACUUGAGUUCCCUUUGCUUCUUGCAUUCACACGUGUGGAGAAAAACAGUGAAGAAAGACGCGACUUUUAUGUCUGUGCAGACAAAACGCCAUCCAUCUCGAGGAGAAGGAGAAGAGGGAGAAAGAGCUGAGGCUGCAGAUCAUCGAGGAGGCUGAGGAAUACAAGAAGGCUUUCUAUGAGAAGAGGAAGAUAAACUGCGAGACCAACAAGACCCAGAACAGAGAGAGGGAGAAGGUAAUUCUUCCAGACAUUUACAGCCCUCCGGCAGAAAGAACGAAUGCAGGUUCUUCAAAUCAUACGGCGCGGCAGACUUAUUUUCUUUUGGGUCCGUCUUCGCAGCUGUUUCUGGCCAAUCAGGAGAAGUUCCAUGCGAACGCGGAUAAACAGUACUGGAAGGCGAUCGCAGAACUCAUCCCCCAUGAAAUACCCAACAUCGACAAGAAGAGAGGGAAGAAGGACCAGGAGAAGAAGCCAUCCAUAGUCGUCGUCCAGGGCCCAAAGCCCGGAAAGCCCACUGAUCUUGCCAGGUUGCGGCAGAUACUAUUGAAGCUUAAGCACAACCUGCCGCCCCACAUGAAGCCCCCGCCGCCGCCGCCUGCGCCUACUGCGAAAGAAGGUGCCGCCGCCGCUGCUGCCGGAGAUAAGCCAGGGGGAACCGGCAAGGAGGCCGCAACCGAUGGCUCUGCUAAGCCAAAGGAGGUGCCUGUUGCAGCACCAGAGGCGCAAGCCGUGGCAGCGGCUGAGCCCACCGCCUCCUCUGCUUGA
This is a messenger RNA of Spirodela intermedia, 5481 nucleotides long. The record is from the annotation of a GenBank genome assembly. Lineage: Eukaryota; Viridiplantae; Streptophyta; Magnoliopsida; Alismatales; Araceae.